AUGGAAACCCUUCCUGAAGGUUACAGAAGAAACGUUGGUAUUUGUCUCAUCAACCCUUCUAAAAAGAUUUUUGCUGCUUCAAGACUUGAUAUACCUGAUGCCUGGCAAAUGCCUCAGGGUGGCAUUGAUGAAAAUGAAGAUCCAAGAAAUGCUGCCAUCAGGGAACUAAGAGAAGAAACAGGAGUUACAUCAGCAGAAAUUCUUGUUGAGGGAACAGAGAGUCUGUGCUGGUUCCUUUUCUUUUUGGAGUGGGGAGUCAGCAACCUCCAUUUUGAAGAUGCUAUUGGUUUCAUGCAGAGGGUUCCGUAUUGGUUGACUUAUGAUUUCCCACCAGAGGUCAGGGAAAAACUAAAUCACCAAUGGGGAUCAGACUGGAAAGGAAAGGAUGAAGAGAUAGAUCUUUUGGGUGAUGGAACUGAGAAGCCUGAGUUUGGAGAGUGGAAAUGGAUGUCACCGGAACAAGUAGUUGAUCUGGCAGUGGAUUUCAAGAGGCCUGUUUACAAAGAAGUUUUGACAGUUCUCUCCCCCCAUCUUGAAUAA
This is a messenger RNA of Ilex paraguariensis (yerba mate), 540 nucleotides long. NCBI's taxonomy places the organism in Eukaryota, Viridiplantae, Streptophyta, Magnoliopsida, Aquifoliales, Aquifoliaceae. The record is from the annotation of a GenBank genome assembly.